Messenger RNA from Polyodon spathula (Mississippi paddlefish), 3482 nucleotides. Its product is annotated as protein unc-45 homolog B-like. The transcript has 20 exons. Gene Ontology annotation, molecular function: Hsp90 protein binding. Bases 115 to 2895 code for a protein of 926 amino acids. Lineage: Eukaryota; Metazoa; Chordata; Actinopteri; Acipenseriformes; Polyodontidae. The record is from RefSeq and is a predicted model, not a curated record.
GGCAGCCAGUCUAGGGUGACAGUGGUUAAUGAUACAACAGGUUUUUUUUGCCAGGAGUAAUAACGGAGAAGCAAAAUUGACUGAAAGUAGGGGAGGAAACAUUCAGUUUACAAGAUGGAAGAUCCAAUUCAGUUGAAAGAUGAAGGAAACAAGUAUUUCCAGGCUAAUGAUUAUGAGAAUGCUAUCCAGUGCUACACAAAUGCCCUUAAACUGAGUAAAGACAAAAAGCUUCUGGGUAUACUUUACAGAAACAGAGCUGCCUGCUACUUGAAAAAGGAAAGCUAUGCUCAAGCUGCAUCUGAUGCAUCAAGAGCGAUUGAUAUUGAUGCCUCAGACAUCAAAGCCCUGUACAGGCGUUGUCAAGCUCUGGAGAAGGUGGGGAAGUUGGAUCAAGCCUUUAAGGAUGUCCAGAGGUGUGCUACAAUUGAGCCGAAGAACCAAACCUUCCUGGAAACUCUACGACGACUCGGGUCAGAUAUUCAAGAAAAGCUGAAGGUCCAAUUUUCUACUGAUUCCAGAGUCAAGCAAAUGUUUGAAAUUCUGCUUGGUGAGGAGACUGAUAAAGAGAAAAGAGAGAAGGCUGCAAACAAUUUGAUUGUUCUUGCAAGAGAAGAUGCUGGAGCUGAGAGAAUCUUCCAGAAUAAUGGCAUCAAUUUGCUCAUGGAACUGAUUAAAACCAAAAACCCCGAGAUGAUUUUGGCAGCAAUAAGAACGUUCUCAGGAAUGUGCACUGGGCAUAAAGCUAGGGCAACAGCUAUUCUGCAUUUGAUUGGAAUUGAAAAGAUCUGCAGCAUCAUGGCUAUUGACCAUGAAGAAAUUGCACUGGCUACCUGCAACCUCUUCCAGACUAUUUGUGAUUCAUUGUCUGGGGAAGACAAGAAAGAGCAUGGGAAUGAGGAAGCUCUGGUUCUUGACACCACUAAGGACCUGAAAGCGAUUCUUCUGGCCCUGCUGGAAAUGCUGAUCAGUCCGAAGGUAUCAAGCCAUGGACGUGACCAAGCUCUCAACCUGCUGUCCAAGAAUGUACCCAGGACAGACGUGAGGAACCCUGACAACUCCAAAACACUCUUCACUAUCGAUCAUGGUUUGAAAAAGAUUCUGAAAGUGGCUGGGCAACUCGUAGACUUGCCCGAUCACCUGCCAAUGACAGAAAACACGCAGCUGAUUGCAAGCAUCCUCCUCAAUAAGCUCUAUGACGACCUGCGUUGUGAUCCAGAGAGAGAUAACUUCCGGGUGACAUGUGAGGAGUAUGUCACGGGCAAGUUUGACCCAAACAACAUGGAGAAGAACCUACAUGCCAUCCAGACAGUGUCAGGUUUGCUGCAGGGCCCCUUCGAUGUGGGCAACAAGAUUGCGGGCUUGACGGGAGUGAUGGAGAUGAUGGUGGCCCUGUGCGGCUCUGACCGGGAGAUUGACCAGUUGGUGGCGGUAGAGGCCCUCAUCCACGCCUCCACCAAGAUGAGCAAAGCAACCUUUAUCAUCACCAAUGGAGUGUCUCUGCUCAAAGACAUCUACAAGAAGACUAAGAACGAGAAGAUCAAAAUCAGAGCUUUAGUGGGUCUUUGCAAACUGGGCUCAGCUGGAGGGGAUGAUUACGCCCUCAGGCAGUUUGCUGAGGGAUCAACAGAGAAGCUGGCAAAACAAUGUAGAAAGUGGCUGUGUAACCCAAACAUCGACGUACGCACCAGGAAGUGGGCUGUGGAGGGUCUAGCCUACCUGACGAUGGACGCAGAUGUAAAGGACGACUUUGUGGAAGAUGAACCUGCCUUGCAGGCCAUGUUUGAAUUGACCAAGUCAACAGACAAGACUAUCCUCUAUGCUGUGGCUUCCACGCUAGUGAACUGUACUAACAGUUAUGACAAAAAGGAGAUCAUACCAGAGCUUGUUCAACUGGCAAAAUUCUCCAAGCAACAUGUGCCUGAGCAGCACCCAAAGGACAAGAAGGAUUUCAUACAGAAACGUGUGAAACGCCUGUUGAAGGCUGGUAUUAUCUCAGCACUAACCUGCAUGGUGAAAGCUGACAGUGCUAUCCUGACAGACCCAACCAAGGAGCUCUUAGCAAGAGUAUUCCUGGCCUUGUCUGAAGACCCUAAGGACCGUGGCAUCAUUGUGGCUCAAGGAGGUGGAAAGGCACUUAUUCCUCUUGCGCUGGAAGGCACAGAACUGGGUAAAACAAGGGCCUCCCACGCACUGGCAAAGAUUGCUGCAACCUCUAACCCAGAGAUUGCAUUCCCUGGAGAAAGGAUCUAUGAAGUGAUACGACCUUUGGUCAGCCUGCUCAGCACUGAUAAAGAUGGUCUGCAGAACUUUGACUCCCUUUUAGCUCUAACAAAUCUGUCAGGAAUGACUGAAAAACUGAGACUCAAGAUACUCAAAGAAAAGGCUUUACCAGAGAUUGAAAACUACAUGUUUGAAGAACAUGAGCAAAUCCGUCAGGCAGCAACGGAGUGUAUGUGCAACCUGGUCCUCUGCAAAGAUGUCCAGGAGAAUUAUAUGGCAGACGGGAAUGAUAAGUUGAAGCUCCUGGUCCUGCUGUGUGCGGAGGAUGACGACAAACUGCAGAUUGCAGCAGCAGGAGCCCUAGCCAUGCUCACUGCUGCCCAAAAGAAACUCUGCACCAAGCUGACCACAGUGACCACACAGUGGCUGGAGAUCCUGCAGAGACUUUGCCUGCAUGACAGGCCGGAGAUACAGCACAGGGGCUUUGUGAUUGUUUACAACAUGAUCGCGGCAGACAAAGACCUGGCCAAGACGUUGAUUGAGAGUGAGCUGCUGGAGAUCCUAAGUGUCACUGGCAAACAGCCAGAUAACCCCAAGAAGCAGCCAAUGAUUGAUGCUGCACGUAGCUGCCUUGUGGCUGCCAUGGACUACGGUCUGAUCAAACCUUUCUCUUAAUGAAGAUCACCAUUAUUUAUCAAACAGGACUGAAGAUGAACAGACCGGUUUUACAUUCUCUUCCGUAUUUGCAAUCGGAAAUACAAUAAAAAUCCCCAAUGUAACUGACCCCUUGUAGGCUAUAGGAUUUGGAACCAUUUACAACAAAGGGCAAUUUAUAUAAAUCUGUGAGAGAUUUAUCAUGAAUUGGAAUUCAAUAGGAAAUAGCAUUUUAGUUCAGGUAAUUACAAUUACAAUAUUGUAAAAUGUUAACUGUAAUUUCUGUUUAAAGCAAAUGUUGGCACUGUGGCACAAAAAAGGGAUACAAUCUGCACAGUAUUUUUUUUUAAAUUAUUUUUUUUGUUUGUUUUAUUUUUAGGGUUCAGAGUUUUUUUUUUCAUACUCAAAGAUCAUUGAAUGUGAAAUUAUUAUUCUAGAUCUGCACAAAUAUAUUUCCAUCGUCACGAAGGUGAUGUAAUGCUUUGGUAAUUUAUUUAUUUCAUUUUAAUUAGUUUGUGAUGUCUGAAACAAAAAUGGAUGAAAAUGUCUGAGUGAAACUUUUUUUUUGUAAUGAGAAAAUCAAUUUUGUAUAAAUUGAGCCGAUAAGA